Messenger RNA from Egretta garzetta (little egret), 708 nucleotides. RefSeq names its product homeobox protein Meis1-like. The transcript has 6 exons. The annotation marks the transcript as partial. The record is from RefSeq and is a predicted model, not a curated record. NCBI's taxonomy places the organism in Eukaryota, Metazoa, Chordata, Aves, Pelecaniformes, Ardeidae.
AUGCCACAGCAGUCAGUGGAUGAAGACAAGUCAGGAGGAAGAAGAGGCGGGCAGGAAGGCUCCGAUGGAUACCGUGCUGCCCCUUCUUCUAGCUCCUUGGUGUGCAUCAUGUCCAAGUCCUGGACGAGAGAAGGGCAGGCACUGAAGGCCACCUCAGGACCUGCAGGAAUACAGAUUGGACAACAGAUGAACGUGCAACCAAGCGGAGGCGAUGUGACUCUCAGCCCGCUGGAGAGGGACCCCCGAGGUGACGUCAGCCAAGGGAAGAGUCACCGGGUGCAGCCAACGUGUCGCAGAAGAACUUCAAAGCAGGAUCCACACCCCCUGUUCCCUCUUUUAGCACUGAUUUUUGAGAAAUGUGAAUUAGCUACAUGCACACCCAGGGAGCCCGGGGUAGCGGGAGGCGAUGUUUGCUCCUCUGAGUCUUUCAAUGAAGACAUAGCAGUGUUCGCCAAACAGAUCCGAGCAGAGAAACCCCUCUUUUCCUCUCAUCCUGAACUGGAUAACUUGAUGAUUCAAGCCAUACAAGUAUUAAGGUUUCAUCUGUUGGAAUUAGAGAAGGUACACGAAUUAUGUGACAAUUUCUGCCACCGGUAUAUUAGCUGUUUGAAAGGAAAAAUGCCUAUCGAUUUGGUCAUAGACGAUAGAGAGGGCGGAUCAAAAUCGGACAGUGAAGACAUAACAAGAUCAGCAAAUCUAACAGAUCAG